Messenger RNA from Condylostylus longicornis, 990 nucleotides. RefSeq lists its product as uncharacterized. The record is from RefSeq and is a predicted model, not a curated record. The coding region runs from base 1 to 990 and encodes 329 amino acids. NCBI's taxonomy places the organism in Eukaryota, Metazoa, Arthropoda, Insecta, Diptera, Dolichopodidae. The transcript is spliced from 4 exons.
AUGGCUCCAACGACCUCGGCUUCCCCAACUGCUAAGACUUCCUCCUCUUCUCAAGCUUCAUCUUCUGAUCGUUCGGUUCUCAGGCUCCUGGACUCGCAUCCAACACAACAACGUCCUAACAGUAAAAGGCAACCGCACGCCUCUUGGGAUUCAUUUGAAAGUACAACGUCGUCAUCGUCAAGCGCAUUUCUUCACGAUCAGCUAUCGAAUCAAUCCGGACAGCGCAAACGUCUUCGGUCCAGUCGUCUUAUUCAGUCAUCCAUAUCUCGUCCACCUCCACCACAGCCCUCUUCUUCAGCUCCUUCUUCUCUUGAAAAACGAAGCGCUGCUUUCCAUAAAGCUCCUGUAGCUCAUCGUUCGACACCCGAAGUCCCUAAUCGGUCUUCUUUACGUCGCAAACGCCGAUUUAGCGGUCUACCGCCACCCUCGAACAGCUUCAACGACCCACUUCAUCCCUCCUCGCAUUCAAAUUUAUCAAGUCGCAAAAGGCAAAAGUGUCCACCUACAGCAGACAUGCGUGGGACUGAUGGGGAACCUCUAUCAUCAUCGUCGUCCUCCUCAUCGGCUGACCAAUCGACUGUUGUGAAUCAAUCUGAAGAACGAAAAGACGGGGGCGACCCACAUUCUUCCGUCAGCUCUGCGUUCUCCGCUUUGGAGGCCAGUCAUUCAUCAUCAAGCACCCAACAAGUUCCAACAACUUCAUCUCCACAACAGCAACUAGCCGCAUUGUCGUCCUUGUUCAGUUCCGUCGUCAAUCCUAAAGAUGAUCUCUUCCCUUGUUUCGAUCGCCAAUUUGGGACACGGUGGAGUACAAAGGUUGCGGGACUCGAAAGUCCCAAUCCAUCGAAACAGUCUGCGACAUUGUCGGAAUUGAGCGAAUGGCUGGUCGAAACCAUGGAAAGUCAGAAACAGUUCGAAGCGAAGACAGAAAGUUGCGAGGAUGUCAGAUUGGAAGGAGAAGAAGAUGUGCCAUUUGAUCGGAAGAAAUGA